Messenger RNA from Asterias rubens (European starfish), 4550 nucleotides. Its product is annotated as major yolk protein-like. The coding region runs from base 1 to 3912 and encodes 1303 amino acids. Gene Ontology annotation, molecular function: peptidase inhibitor activity. Gene Ontology annotation, biological process: iron ion transport. The record is from RefSeq and is a predicted model, not a curated record. Gene Ontology annotation, cellular component: extracellular region; plasma membrane; recycling endosome. The transcript is spliced from 20 exons. NCBI's taxonomy places the organism in Eukaryota, Metazoa, Echinodermata, Asteroidea, Forcipulatida, Asteriidae.
AUGAAGCUCUUACUCCUAGCUGCCUUUGUGGUGGCCGCAACAGCUCUGCCCUUUGCAGAUAUAUUUGAGGAUGUGCUAGGCAAACCAGACACCAAGGUUGGCAUUUGCCCCCUCAUUCCCAGAGACGCAUCUUUCGGUAUUUGCUCAACCGUCUGCCAACUUGACAGGCAUUGUGAUGGCGACAAGAAAUGCUGUAGCACUCCCUGCGGUGGGACCGUGUGCUUGGACCCUGUCCCAGAACAGCAAGAACCACUCAAGCCGGUCACAACCCCAGAGGAGACCGUCUUGUCUGUCGAGGAGCAGUGGGUUCGCUUUGUGCAGGAGAAGCGUGAGACGGUCCGUAAGUUGAGGGAGUUCACCACACCACCAACGUUCUUCCAGAAGUUGACCAACGGCACAGAAGCUAUCAGGUUUUGUACUUCAACUCUCUGUGAAUGGAAGAAGUGCACACGUAUGGCCGACACCUUCACCUACAGCUUGAAACCAAGAAAGGAAUGGGCGUGCGCCUUGGCCACCUCCCCACAGCACUGCAUGGCAUGGAUUGAGCAAGGAUACGCUGAUGUGAUGAUCACUCGUGAUGAGGAUGUCUUCGUUGCAAAGACCAGGUUCAACCUCACGGCUGUCGCAUACGAGAGCACCUUGACCAAGAAAACUCCACCCAGCGAGUGGCAGAACGUCACCCUCGCCGUGGCUCGUUACACCACCAACAUCCAGACCUGGUCCGACAUGAGGAGUCGUUACUCCUGCCACACUGCCGCCAACGACACCGCCAGCUUCAAGACCCUGAUCGGGAGUCUCAUCCAGCAGGGUAUUAUCCCCCGACUUGGAGACUAUGUGGAGAGUGCUGCCGAGUUCUUCAGAGAGAGCUGUGUGCCAGGUCUUCUGAACAAGACAACCAUCAACAAGAACGGUACCUACCCCUACUCCCUGGAGGCAAGAUGCGACCACGAGGACCUGAUCACCCAUGGAGGCAUUGAGGGCGCUGUUCGUUGCUUGAGAGAGAACCGAGGAGACGUGAUGUUUGUCGACCACAAGACCGUGCAGACUUUGCUUCGUGAGGAUCCAACCGAGACCCAAUACAGGCUCAUCUGCAAGUCUGGUAACCAACCUCUGGGUGAGUGGGAGACCAAGGAUUGUCACAUCAGCAAGGUGCCCCAGCCUACUGUCUACAUCAGCCCUAAGAAGAUCGAGCUGAGGAGAGUCGUUCAGGAGAUCCUCACCCAGGCUGUGCAGACCCACAGCGGCAAGUCCGUCGGUGUCUUCAAGCUCUUCAGCUCCGAGGAGUACACCUGCCCGUUGGCCGGCCCAACCCGCGACCUCAUCUUCAAGGACGAGUCUAACGUGUUCAUCAACAUUGACGAGACCAUCAAGCCCCAUGCUGCUCCCUUCUUCACCGUAAUGGAGACCGUUGAGAAGCUGGUACCCAAGCCCACUGCUAGAAUCUGCGUGACCACCGUCCCGAUGUACGAGAGAUGCAGAACGUUCAAGGGAAGAUUCGAGCAGAUUGAAAGCACUAAGAACAUUGCUUGGGGUUGCGUCCGCGCCGUGAGCAAGAUGGAAUGCAUGAAGACAGUCUUGAACGGCUCAGCUGAGCUGAUGACCGCAAACACUGACGAGAUCUUCACCGCUGGACGGGAAUUCAAAUUGCAGCCAUUCUUGAGCCAGCAGUUCGACACUCUGACUCCGCUAGUUGGGGACAAGACCAAAUUUGAGAACAACACCUACACGUACACCAUCGGAGUGAUGAUGAAGGAGAAACUAUUCCAGAAAUACGGCCAUGAAGUCCGCUUCCUGAACAUGACCGGCCUGAAGACUUGCCAUGCUGGCAUCAGCAAGCUCUCCUCUUUCAAGCACCCCAUCGGAUGGCUCCUGGCCAACGGCACCAUCCCCCGCAUUGGCUCCGUCUUUGAGUCCGUCAGCCGCUUCUUCGACGACACCUGCCUACCCGGCGCUACCCCAAGGAACUUCACCUGGGACCAGGAUCUUGUCCUCGGCCAGGAACUCAACUGGGGCUACCCUGGAUUCUCUUUCUUCAACUUCACCGGCUUCGAGUGGUUCAACAUGAACGCCCCUAACACCUGGAACUACUACAACUGGAAGGGUAUGUCGCCCAAGUUCUUCAACGUCUUCUUCAAGGACAUGCAGAAGGAUGAGAUCAACGAGUACGUGACUAAGGGUGGACUUGCCCGCCUGCCAAUGCUUGCCAAGUUGUUGAGCGCCGGACCAAAAAGCCUAAGAGAUCUGUCCCGUCGAAUUGACCAGCUCCCCGAGGAGAUCCUUGGACUCGGCGACGAACUCUUGACCCUUAGAGGUCAGACUGGUGAGACCAAGCUCGGCGGUAGCUUGGACCUCUUGUUGCAGAGACUCCAAGUCAGGGAUCAGAUGAAGUCCAGAGACUGGACUUCACACAAGCACUCCUUCCAAAGAACCAGCCAACAAGUUGAUCCCCUCCUGUCGGCACUCUCUGACCGUCUGAACAGCCAGAGAUUCAACUUUGAGGAACAGCUGUCUGAGGUGAUGGAAUACAUCAACGAGGCACCGUCCACCAUCGACUACAAGAUGAGAGAGAGCAGCUGGAUCAACCACCCUGCUGUCAAGAACUUCCUUCAGGUCUACAAUCGCCGCUUCGUCAACGUUGACUUGUUCGACAACCUGGAGAUCCGCGAACAAGAGUACAAUCGUUACUUCAACCCUCUCUGGCUCUCCCCUAGAAUUGGAGGUUUCUUGGGGACCACCAAGGUCUACCAGGAGAAACUCUGCAAGGCCUGCGUCGGAGUCGGUGUUGCCAACUGCAUCGAGACCCCAGAGGAACCCUUCUCUGGAUUCCGCGGCAGCCUGGAGUGCCUGAAGCAGGAAGGUGGCGACAUAGCCUUCCUGGAAGCCCACAACGCCCGAGAGAUCCUGAGAGAAGGGAGACUGAGCGAGAGAGAGAUCGCUUUGGUGUGCCGCUCCGGCGAGGUGAUUGACUUCACCACCAACGAGGACGUCCUGAAGAGAUGCAGCUUCGGGGAGGUGCCAUACCCCGCUAUCUUGACAGCUUACAACAAAACAGGAAGCUGGCGUUGGAAUGUCACCAAGGCCUUCCUGGAGGCCCAGAAGCAGUAUAACAUCAAGGACCUGAUCACCGACUUUGACAUCCAGAACCCCACCUCCUUCAAGCUUCAGCCUGUUUCCCUCAUCAACCAGACCUAUGAGGUGUACCUCCAACCAAUGCUCCUUCGCUCAUUGGAGGCUCUCGUCAAACCCUCAUCAUAUGACUGGUGGAAGCAGGAUGCCAACGUCUGCCACGGAGAGACCUACACCAACGUCUUGACCCAGAGGAACGGAACUUGCAACGCUAUCGUCAAAGAUGUCACAUGCACCGGCACCCCAACCCCAAUCGUCAUGUCGGUCGGCCGCGUCGGAGAGAAGAAGAAGGUCUUGGUACCAAUGUGCAGCCGCCCAACAAAGUUUGUUCGUCAAAUGGCAGAGUACACCUGCGAGACUGGCGCCACCUACCUGAAGACUACCAUGGUACCCACCGCCUGCGAGUGCGUCCCAUGCGAGGAGUUCACCACUCGGCCGUCGUGGAACAAUGAUAACUUCUGGCAACAACCGGAGCAUCAAUACUUCCACACUCACAACGAGAAGAUCGACAAUCUGUGGGGCAAUGCUGAAUUCUGGAGUGAUCGAACCCUGACCCGUAACUUCGACCUCACCGAUGCCAUCACUGACCUGAAGCAGACCACGCGCGUCGGCCAGACCACCACAAAGACAGCGCCCUCGUGUGAGAAGCCAUGGACCGGAGACGGGUGGCAACGCGAGUGGUUCCCACAGCAGAGCAGCGUCCCCGUCUGCGAGCAGAGAGGAAAGACCCAGGCCGUCAAGACCAUCCAGGCUAUCAUUCAAAUGGAACUGGAAAAGGAAAUCUAGAGCGACGUCGCUAGAUCUCAAAAAAAUCAUAGGUCGACCAUCUUUGUUGGGUGUCCUGGGCUGCGUUUACGCGGUUGUGACCAAAUUGUUGUUUCGGUUGAACCAUUCCUUAUUCACUGGUCAUCGACCGAAAUUGUUGUUGGUAACAGCCCAAAAAACACAACCCAUUUAUAUACACACUAUGGCAGAUGAUGUAAUUCAAAAUGGCCGCCCCAUGAUUUUACCGACUUUCUUAUGAUUGAUGUGUAGAGUAAAUCUUAUUUUGUUCAGAAAUUUUAACAAUUUUUGUAAGCAAUUCUAGAUUAUACGGCUUACUUUUAGCAACCGAGAAGAGAUGAAGUUGAAGUCAAUUAUUGCCAAUGAUUUAUAUAUUAAAAAAAAACUGUUAAAAAAACUCAUUUACCAACUUACCAAUACAUUUCUCAAAAAAAGAGUUGUAACCAAAGUCUUUCUCAAUACAAAAACAGCAAACACAAUGGAUAUACAUGAUAGUAACUGUUUCAUUUUAUUUCCAUUUUCAAAGUCAAGAAUGAAUGAUGUUUAAAUUCCACUAUAGACAUAAGUUUAAGCAUGCACGUUUUCUUUUGUCUUAAAAAAAAAACAGUUCAGGCACUAAAUAUAUGUUAAUCCACUUUUGU